Messenger RNA from Ostreococcus tauri, 519 nucleotides. RefSeq names its product Optic atrophy 3-like. NCBI's taxonomy places the organism in Eukaryota, Viridiplantae, Chlorophyta, Mamiellophyceae, Mamiellales, Bathycoccaceae. The transcript has a single exon. The coding region runs from base 1 to 519 and encodes 172 amino acids. Gene Ontology annotation, cellular component: mitochondrion. Gene Ontology annotation, biological process: regulation of lipid metabolic process. The record is from RefSeq and is a predicted model, not a curated record.
AUGGCGAUGUACGUCAAGGCGUUCGCGCUCGUGGUGAAGACGGCGAGUAAACCGCUGGCGAAGCGGCUGCGGGUGAUGAUCGAGGAGAGCGCGCGGGCGAGACGGAUCGCGAUCGACGCCGCGCGAUGGGCGUCGCGGGUGAGCGCGUUCGUCUCGCGGGACGACGUCGCGAUCGGGGAGAGCGGCACGCGGCGGGCGCGCGCGGCGGAGAAGAAGACGCUGGCGCGAGCGGCGAUGAGCGAGGAACAGGCGCUGCGGGCGGCGAGUGAGUUCGUGGGGGAGGCGUUCGUGUUCGCCGUGGCGGGCGGUGUCGUGUGGUGGGAGGUGGACAAGUCGAACGCGAAGGAUGAAAAGAGACGGGCGGACGCGGCGGCGGAGCGAGCGCAGCUGAGCCUGAUCAUAGACGCCCAGCACGAGACGAUGGCGGACAUGGCGGCGCUGAUCGAGGAUCUGAUGGCGUAUAAAAAGGCUUCGACGGCGGCCGUCGCGGCGUCGCAGCGCGAGGCGGCGGCGCGCUGA